AUGAGCAGCAGCGCAGACUUCAAAGCUGCUGCGGAGCCUGGGCUUCCUGACGCUGCUGCGGUGAGUCACAUCACACCCACCUCUCACUGUCCGGGGUGCCAGCUCCGGACCCUCCAGGAUCUCCUGCUCCUGGAGUCCAAGGUCCCGAGCUGCAAAGGAUGUUUGUGCGACUCUCUGAAGAGAGGCCCAACAGAACCAUCACAGGUCCUGGGCUGCGCCGGUGCCGAGACCGGAUCCCAGCACUCACAUCCAUGGGACUGGACUCCGUGUGCCCUGCUGGCAGGCUCAAACUCUGUUUCCACUCAGGAGGGCCGCACUGAGCCGCCAGACGCGUCCAGAAUCGAGGUGGUCUCGGUGACGGAGGAGGACCUGCCUGUGGUGGAGACCCCCACCACAGUCAACGUGAGUCCCCUGGGAAGCUUUGACUCGCCCCCCGGAGAGCCGCCCGCCAGCCCUGAUCCCAGCCCAGGGAUGCCUGUCACCAAAGUCCAGCCGUUCAUGGCGGAGGAGGACCUGGAGAAGCCCUGGAGGAGGAGACUGCUGACACAUCGGCUGGAGCUGCUGAUCGGCGCCGCCGCGCUUCUGUCAGCGCUGGCUCUGGCUAUCGGACUCGGAGUUGGACUCAGCUGCGUGGGCAAGUUUCGCUGCGGCGGCGGCGGCGGCCAGUGCGUUAGCCGCUCAGGUCUGUGCGACGGGACCCAGGACUGCGACAACGGCGAGGACGAGCUGGGCUGCGUGCGUCUCAGCGGCCGCAGCUCGGUGCUGCAGGUCCACAAGGGCGGGCUCUGGAGAAGCGUCUGCUCGGAGGACUGGGACAACCAUCUGGGAGCGGCGGCCUGCAGGCAGCUGGGCUACUCCAGCUACGUGGAGUCCUUCUUCAUCCCACUCACCUCCGUGGAGCAGGAGCUGCAGGCCCAACUCGUGUCCCUCCAGCCGACUCCGUCCCACACGGUCCUGCUGCAGAACCUGUCCAGCUCCAGUAAAUCCCAGUGCAGCUCCGGCAAGGUCACCACCCUCAAGUGUCUGGACUGCGGCCUCCGUCCCGCCUACAGCUCACGGAUCGUGGGCGGGAACAUCUCCCGGCCCGGCCAGUUCCCAUGGCAGGUCAGUCUCCACUUCCGCAGCGAGCAUCUGUGCGGCGGCUCCAUCUUGACUUCGCGCUGGGUCCUGACUGCCGCGCACUGCGUGUACGGGUUCGCCGACCCGGCGCUGUGGUCGGCCCACGUGGGUCUGACAGAGCAGACGGUCCACGGCGCAGAGUCUCGGGCAGUGGACCGGAUCAUCUAUCACGCCCGGUACCGACCGAAAGCUCUGGACUAUGACAUCGCUCUGAUGAGACUCAACAGGUCGCUGGAGUUCAACGGUCUGGUCGAGCCCAUCUGCCUGCCGAACGUCGGAGAAGAGUUUGACGACGGGACCUUGUGUUGGAUCUCGGGCUGGGGAGCCACAGAGGAGGAGGGAGAGACCAGCGUGGUGCUGCGCUCGGCUGCGGUGCCGCUGCUGUCCAGCAAGACCUGCAACCUUCCGGAGGUUUACCAGGGCUUCAUCUCGUCCUGGAUGAUCUGCGCCGGAUACCUGGAGGGAGGAACCGACUCCUGUCAGGGGGACAGCGGUGGUCCGCUGGCCUGCGAGGACUCUGUCUGGAAGCUGGUGGGAGCGACCAGCUGGGGGAUCGGCUGCGCCGUGAGGAACAAGCCCGGAGUCUACACCCGGAUCACCCGCUCGCUCAGCUGGAUCCGCCGACAGAUGGAGGUCAGAAGGUGGCGGCGCCACGGACACGGCGCCGGUCUGAGCUGCGCUUGUGUGUUCCAGAGAGAGGACCGGCUCUAGGCGUCCCACAUCCGAGGGAGCAGAGAAGACAUCCACCCGAGUUUGAGAGGGUUUAUUCCAAAAUAGAAGCUCUAAGGCAAAACAGACCAGACGAGAGAGAGAGAGAGAGCGAGCGAGAGAGGGGCGGCGCCAGAGAGACCCGCCCCCUCCCCGGACACCUGGGCUCGGCCUCUGGCCGCCAAUGUUCCCGCCUCCAGGUGAUUGUGUGGUCGAGUGUGCGACGGAGUGGAGCCGAGUGGCGGCCAGGUGCUCGCGAGGACUUUCACGUGAGGUUUGUGCUUCUUCGUCAAAAGAGCGCGUAAGGCCAUGUUCAGACCAAUUGGUGCCGGUGUGGGACUUUACAAAACUUCAGACUCCAAAACAGAGUCGUGCUUCACUUAUCAAGCUGUACAUAAAUAUUUCAUACAAAACAGCAGAACACCAAAAAAAUCAAACACCAAUCUCAGUUUGUUUACAAAAAUAAGCAUCUCAAGUUCUUCACUCUGCAACUACUGAAAACACAAGCAUGCAAAAGUGGUGCGGCGAGCACGGCGGGAGCUCGGUCAACAAGAACUUUCACGGACUUUACAAACCUGGUGUGUUUUCAACACGUCUGUGUGGGAUGCCAUCCUUUUAAAUAUACAAAAGUGCACUGGACUUCGCGAGCUGAUGACAAAACGCUUUCUGAAAGUCAAGUCUGGGUCCGGUCCGGCUGGUGUUCCAACAGUGAACGUUGAGUGAAAACGGACUCCUGACAUGUUGGAGUCCGGCCGCUAGGUGGUAUCAUUCAACAACAACAAAAAACACACAAUGAAAAAAAAAAAAAAAAAAAAAAAAAAUCUGCCCAGUGAGAGGGGUCAGGUCCUUGCUCGAGGUGGCGCCUUUGACCAUUGGACGUGGGAUGACUGCAGCUGCAGGACGCUGCUGACAAGACAAACAUCCAGCAGGUGGCACUACGGGUCACCUUCUUCGCCUCUGUUUGAACCAGCACAGGAGUCUAGGACUCAGUGGUCCAGAGUUCUGGUUCCACAGAAUUUUACAGUCCCAGACAGACGAGGACUUUGGGACCUUAAAUUGGACCCUGGGUCAGUGAUAGACAAGUCGCAGUUGUGCUGGACGUGAACUGUAUGUGUGUGUGUGCGUGUGUGUGGGUGGGUGCGAGUGUGUGUGCGCGUCUACUGGAGCGAGUCGCUGUUGUCCAAGCCCAGUCCGGCCAUGUCCCCAUCGUCAUCGUCCUCGUCCUCUUCAUCCAUACUGUCCCCCGUCUCGUCCUCGCUGUGACCCCCGAUCAUCACCUGCUGAACCGCCAGCGUGGCCCCGUCUGACGUCAGGCUCUGCAGACCCUCCAUGUUCAUGGUCACCAGAGUCCCUGAGGAUGACAACAGGUCCGUCAGCCGCAGGGAGGCGUGGGAAGAAGGAGCGACUCACCGUCGGGCAUGGUGACCUGCUGCUGCGCUCCGCCUCCGGUGGCGAUGGAGUCGGGCCAGAAGCGCUGCAGCGGCCGGUUCUGAGGAGUCUUCUUCUUGGUUUUGGGUGCUUCGGACGAGCUGGCGUCCAACAUGGGCUGCAGGAUUCUCCUCCGAGCGUUGAUGAACCUGGACAAACGGAUCAGUUGGUGCUCGGCUCAGCCGCUGGCCGGCGACGCCAAAGGACGCACCAGUUGUUGACCUGCAGCAGUGUCAGGUUGGUCUGCGUGGCGAUCUGCUUCUUCUCGUCUUCCGUGGGAUACGGAUGCUGCAGAGCAUGGAGAGCCAUGAGCUCACGCUGCCACGGCUACAGACACACGCACGCGCGCACGCGGCGGCUCACCCCGAUGUGCUGGAAGAGCCAGGAGCGCAUGACGUUGGUGGCAUGUUUGGGCAGAACACCACGUUUGUUCUUGGUGGAGUUGUCGUCAUGAUUGAAGAGAUUCAGAUCCUGAUGGAACUGGAGCUGGAGCUGAACACACACACACACACACACACGUUUGUAUUUCUAGCCUCGGACCUGUGGAGGUUUCUCGCUGUAAUCACCCUUUCCCCAGCCGCUCCCCCUAACCAUCCACACACAGACACACACCACACAGAAACUGAGGUUUCAACCCUCACAUUUGGCAUCGCCUUGUUCAGACCCCACCUUUUACAUGCGCGCGCACACACACACACACUCCACUCACACACAGAACACACACUCCACUCACACACAGACAACACGCACAACUCGCAAGUCACGGACCUGAUUGUUCUGGACCCGUAUGGUCCCGGGAGACAGGGCCUGCGUGACCACCUGACCCUGGGGGGUGACCACGGUGACCGGCUGGUAGACGGUUCCACCUGACGGGGCACAGCGAGAAACAGCUACACCACUGCCGGGGGACGUCGGCCCCUGCGACUUACCUGUGACCAUCUGCGAGGGGUUGACGGUCGUCACGGUGACGUUCCCCUGCUGCAGAGCGGAUGCCGGCACCACGAUCUGACCGGGAGGACUGAUGGUGGUGGACAAGGAGCUGGGGGUCUGAGUCGGACACAGACAAGCUUGACAGACGUCCCGGGGCAGGGUGACGGUGCACUCAGAGCCAACUCA
Messenger RNA from Synchiropus splendidus (mandarinfish), 4371 nucleotides. RefSeq names its product transmembrane serine protease 3a (gene tmprss3a). Gene Ontology annotation, cellular component: membrane. Lineage: Eukaryota; Metazoa; Chordata; Actinopteri; Syngnathiformes; Callionymidae. Bases 1 to 1830 code for a protein of 609 amino acids. Gene Ontology annotation, biological process: acrosome reaction; proteolysis. Gene Ontology annotation, molecular function: serine-type endopeptidase activity; protein binding. The transcript is spliced from 12 exons. The record is from RefSeq and is a predicted model, not a curated record.